UUUGUUUUAUGAUGUGAUAAGGCCGCGCACUCUGGGUUCAAUAGCCAAGGUAGAGCGAAGGCCGACGCCAGGUCGGAGGUCGAGGCGGGGUCGAAUGUGCGCGGAGGGUGCAAGCACCUGCAGGCUAAAGCUGGGCACGCGGCAGUAACUUCUUCGCUCUUCUGCUACCUUUUCUCUUCCCUCCACCUCUUCCCCUCUUUCUUUUGUCCUAUUGUGAUGAUACCCAUGGGGGGAUGCAUGGAAUGAGAAGGGAAGGCCUCUGUUAGGUCCAAAUGACCUAAGGCAUAUGCUUGGUAGUUGGCGUGGUUUAGAGUCUUCUUCCCACGUUUUCGAUUAGUACCAAAAUACCUCCAAUACUUCUCAAUUCCACCAUUUUCUUCUCUCUGUAAUUCUCUGUAACCUUUCUCUCAUAAAUCAGAAUAAACUCAGGAAUUAUUCUCCAUUUUCUUAAUUCUCCUGCAUAUUCUGAUAGAAAUUUUCCAAUUCACUUUAGAAUUCUAGAAGUUCUUUAUUUUUUUUUCUUUAUAUCAAAGUGGUAUCAGAGCUACUGAAUUCUUGGCUGUGGGUUUCGCAAUGGCUGAAGGAACUCGACACAAUGUCGCCAUUAGGGAUGUUGAAGAAGCUUGGAACAAACGAAUUACCACCAUGGAUGAGAAGCUAGAACAAAUGUUUGGGGCUAUGAAGGAGCUUAUCCUUAAUAUUUCUCAUAUCGAGGAUCAAAUGCUAACUUCGGGGGCACACCAAAUGCUCGACAAAAUGGCAAAGAGAAUCUUGAGGAUGAUUUCCAUUUUGGUUCUUUUGUGUGAUAAUGUGAAGGAGUGGCUCUAUAAAUGUGAUCAAUUUUUUUUCAUUGAUAACACUCCUGAAAACAUUAAAGUGAGAUUGGCCUCCAUCCAUUUGGAUGGAAAGGGUCUCCAAUGGCAUCAUGCAUUUGUCAAAUCUUUGCUGACUACUUUUUUGCCCUUCUGGAGUGAUUAUGUCAAAAUUAUGAGUGAUAGAUUUAGAGAAGUUUAUGAUGAUCCCAUGUCUGACUUAAAGAAUUUACAACAAACUGGGUCUGUUAAGGGUAUCACAAUCAAUUUGAUGUAG
This is a messenger RNA of Elaeis guineensis (African oil palm), 1089 nucleotides long. NCBI's taxonomy places the organism in Eukaryota, Viridiplantae, Streptophyta, Magnoliopsida, Arecales, Arecaceae. The record is from RefSeq and is a predicted model, not a curated record.